AUGCCGGCGUCACCUUCCGUGUCGAGGUCGUCGAGGAGUGGGUCGCCCGCCGCGUCUGUGACCGCCUCUGCUUCUGCAGGCGCAGCUGGGCAACCGUAUCAUGCGAACCACCGCGACCGCAAGCUUCCCAUCCGGAGGUCGGCCAAGGCGUGUGUUGCCUGUCGAAGAGCCAAAGGUGAGCCUCUCAAUACUUCUGUGCUGGGCAUUGUGCAUGUGCCGUGUGCAUGUGUGCAGCACCGUAGCGCACUCACCGGUCCGGCAUGUUUCGCCAACUUGCGGAGGCGCUGACGGUUGACAUAUGCAUUUCUCCGCGUGGUGGUGGCCUCCCUUCUGUCCCUGUGUGUGUGCGCGGUGGUGCAGCCCGUUGCGAUGGACCCGAACUGUGGCCUUGUCGACGAUGUAGGGAGUCAUGCCACGAGUGUAUCUUCGAUGGAGUGCCCCAGGAAGAACUCGGGACGCGACUCGUCACCGCUGCGACAUCGUCGGACCAAGAGUGAGUCCCACGAGGAGCAAAGUGCUAGCGUCGACCACGUGACUUGACCUUCGCGGGCUUCCGUCGCGUGCUACGUUCCUCUCCUCGCCCAAUUCGCAGUCUCGGUGCGACGCCGAUCUGGUCGACCGAACGACGACUACUGCAGGUCGAACAGGAACUGGCUGUGCUGCAACGAACGAUACAGGAACAUGCCGCCUUGCUGGCCAAGGCGACUUCCACCUCGGCACCGGACCACUCGAACGGACAGGCGCACCAACGACUGUCCCAUGCCGGACCUUCUCGAGGUACUGAGCGCGAUCAUAAGGGUAAAGAGAGGGAGCACAUCAAUCCAAUUCACCAUCACCAGCAUCAUCAAGCCGAUGCCAACCGCGUCUCGUUCGAACCUGGGUUCCCAUCGUUCCCCUCGGCCUCGAAUGCCCUUCCAGCUUCGAUCAUCUCGGCCGGUGCAGGGGGCUCGGGUCACGUCGCCGCCGAGUUAUCAAUAUAUGACCCCAUGCUCGAUCGACUCUCCCGUUCUGCGUUCGAUACCUUCUGGACGCACAUGGCUCCAUGGGCACCUUACAUCGACCCGACGAUCGACACCUACGACGCUGUUCGAGCCCGUUCGCCUCUGUUGCUCUACUGUAUUCUGUCUAUUGCGACGAGAUUCCAUUCGAAUGCGGCUUGGUCCCAUCAAUGUGAACAGCAGGCACUCAAGUACAUGCGCGCGACGGUUUAUUCGGACAUCCCGCCGACUUUGGAUGAUCUCAAGGGGACGCUGUUGUACAAGUCAGUGCGCGUAUACGAGAGAGAGAGCUUGACGCGCACGCCCAAACUGAUCUUGCCCCUGUGUACAUUUUGGAAGUGCGUGGCUAUCCAGAGGAGCCCCGCCGGGUCAUUCGUGCACACUCGCGUCGCAAUUGGAUCUGCCUCGCUCGCUCGAACGACUGCUCUCGAUGAUGGACAAGCCCGAUUCGAACAGGGCGUUCGAGCAACUGAUGCCGACGGUCCGAACAUGGCUGAGCCUGUACGCUCAAGACCUAUGGCUCAGCAUUGCCACAGGUCGACGAGGCCUGGUCACAAUCGAUUUUUCCAUCACCUCUGCUCGCUCUCUGCUCAAGUUCGAGGCCUUGCGACCCGUCGACGCACGUAUCAUCGCCCAAUCCGAACUAGUCACCAUCCUCGGAGGUGUCCAAGAAAACUUUGUCAAGACGCAACAAACCUCGAUCGCGGAAACGGUCAACAUCAUCCAACGUGCGGACAAGCAUUUCGAUGCGUGGAUGGAGACGUGGUCCGCUUGGGCCGAGUUGCAGGAACAGAGUACUUGGAAGUACAUGAUUGCGUCGUUCAAGAUGCAGUGCGAGGUGGGAAGGUUUUAUAUCAAUACGGUGAGUCGAACGUGGUGGACUAACAGGUAUCAACUACUGGAUCUGACGGGGACCAAUCUUGUCUCUAGCUUGGUCUGCGAGACAUCACGUCCCCCGAAGAGGUGCAACCGAUCCAGAUGCCCGUCAUCAAGUCCGCGAUCAAAGCCGCGUUCGAGGUGCAACUCGUCGCGCAGAAAUACGGCUCGAGGCGAAUGGGCUACUCGACCGAGUUCACCUUGAUCAGCUGUUGUUCUGCGGCCUUGUUCUUGCUCAAGAUGAUCAAGUUGAUGCCGGAUGAAUUCAAGCCCGAUCCCGAAGGGGACGUCAAGGACGUCGCGACGACGUUGGGCGCGAUCAAAUUAACGUCCAAGUUGUUGGCUGAAGCACCCCGACAGAACUAUCAUCUUGCCGUCGCGUCGGCGUUGAGUCACCUCGAGUCGCAGUAUUUGUCCCCUUCGUUCGUGAUGGAUUCGAUGACGAACCCGAUGAUGCCGACGGGGUUUAGUGGGAACAGUUCGUCGUCCGGGUCUACGCCCGGCGGUCAGAAUGAUGUGUUGUUCGAUCCCGAGUUGGAGUUGGCGAUCUCGUCGGUGAUUGAGGAGAGCAACUUUUGGUCGUAAGGGUUCAUUCGUGUCUGCGGUAUUUGUGGUUGGAGCAGUAGCUAAUGUGUCGUUGAAUCCGUGCUACAGAUGGUCCCAAGCCCAACCGGCGGAUUCAUUCUCGGGCUUGCUCUCAUGA
Messenger RNA from Microbotryum saponariae, 2577 nucleotides. The record is from the annotation of a GenBank genome assembly. Lineage: Eukaryota; Fungi; Basidiomycota; Microbotryomycetes; Microbotryales; Microbotryaceae.